Messenger RNA from Acanthosepion pharaonis, 717 nucleotides. Lineage: Eukaryota; Metazoa; Mollusca; Cephalopoda; Sepiida; Sepiidae. The record is from the annotation of a GenBank genome assembly.
AUGCAACAAGACAUAGUGUGUGACACCCCAACAUAUCUAGUUUCUUUCUUUUAUCUCAUACAUUCCAUUUUUCUUGUGCAUUUUCAUUCUCUCCAUCUUUCAUCUUGCUUUGUCUCUUCAUUUUUCUUCUUUCAUCUCUUUUAUUUUUUCAGUUUCUUUUAUUCCUUUUCUUUCUUUUCUUUUUCCAUUCUUUCUUUUGAUUCUUACUUUCAUUCUUCAUUUCUUUGGCUCAAAUUAUAUCCACUCUUUCCUUUCCAGUGUUUUCUCUCACAUUUGCCUUUCUAUUUUUCUUCUUCCCAUUUUCUCUUUCUUUUUCUUUUUUCUCUCUCAUCUUUCUUUCCCUCUCCUCUGAUUUUUCUCUUUUUUUUAUUCCUCCCAUUUUCUUCACCCUUUCCUUUUUUACUGAUCUUCUCUUCCUUCUCCUCUAAUCAUUCUCUUUUUCUUUUUCCUAUUCUUUUUUACAUUUUAAUUUCUAUUUCUUCUUUCAUUGCUUCCUCUCCCAUCUUUCCCUUUUUAUUCUCCCUUUCCUUUUACUCUUUCAUCUUCUUUUCCUUUUCCUCUGAUCUUUAUUUUUUCAUUGCUCUCACUUUCUUUGCCCUUUCCUUUUACUCUCUCAUUUUUUUCCUUCCUUCCCCUCCAAUCUUUACUUUUUUCCUUCCUCAAAUUUUCUUCCCCCUUUUAUUUUUCUUUCCCAUUUUUUCCUUCCUUCUCUUCUGA